This is a messenger RNA of Glycine soja, 2347 nucleotides long. RefSeq names its product protein CPR-5. Bases 249 to 1964 code for a protein of 571 amino acids. Lineage: Eukaryota; Viridiplantae; Streptophyta; Magnoliopsida; Fabales; Fabaceae. The record is from RefSeq and is a predicted model, not a curated record. The transcript has 5 exons. Gene Ontology annotation, biological process: trichome morphogenesis; leaf senescence; defense response.
GUAGGGUUUAAGCAAAUACGGGAACUAGGCGGCAAAGUACAAUGAAGGUAAGAUUAAAAUCGAAGACACGCGACGUUUCAGAAUAUACCAAAAGUGAAAAAAGGAAACACUCUCUCUCUCCCGCGCGCCCUCGCUUGUCAAUGAUUGGAUCGAUUGCAAUAUUAACGUUGGGCGCUUGAAAUUUGAGGGCUUUUCAUAUUAAAUUUCAAUUUCAAUUUCAUGGUCUCUUCACUGAAAUUGCGACCCAAAUGGCUGAGAUUCAGAAUUGUUCCUCGGAACCAGAACCAACCGCAAUCAACGAAUGGGAGGGUCAAGCUUCGAUGAAGAGCACAACGCAAAGUUCAGAAGCCUCCGAUACGACGUCGUCACGAAAAGAGAAUAAAGGUAAAGGUAAGGCUGCGGCGUUCAAACGACGGAACCCUAGAGUUCUUGUUCGCCGCCAUAGGGCUAAUAAUGUGGACACUAUUGGCCUUCCUCUUGGCAUGUCAUUCGCCGCUGUUAUGGCUCAGGUGAUGUAUAGAAGAGAUGUAGCAGCCGAGAGUAUGUCUCCCAGUCAUCUUUCGAUGAUGUGUUCAUCGGCUAUCAAAGAAUCUCUUGCCAGUGUUUUUGGAGACAAGCUAGAUGGUUUGACGAGGAACUUUGAACAAUCUUUUUGUAGCACCUUGAGUACUCUUCAGUUAAUUUAUGAAUCAUCCAAGAGCAAUGAAGGAAAUAAAUUAAAUAAUACAAAGAUGGAAAUUAUGAGUUCUAAAUUGACUCUCAAUAAAGAGGAAUGCUCAGGUGAUAUUGUUACAGAGGUCGGUCAUUCAAGACAUGCUGAAAUCCAAGAUCAAUCAAUUAGUCAUGAUUCUCCUGAAGAGGUCAGGGAUAACUUUCAUAUAGAUUCAAUUGGUCGUGAUUCUCCUGAAGAAGGCAGGGAUAACAUUCAUAAUAAUUCAGUUAGUCUUGAUUCUCCUGAAGAGAGCAGGGAUAACUUUCAUAUGGGUUCAGUUAGUCGCGAUCUCACUUUGUAUGGGCAAUCAAACCAAAUGGUUUCCUUUUCUCAAAUAUCUUUUGGAUCUGUAAAUAAUCCUAUGGUUAGUAUUUUUGAGAAGUCCAUCAUGGAGCAGUGUCGUUCUAAUGACCUCAAGACACUUGAACUUGGCCUUAAAAUGAAGGAAUUGAAAUUGAAAGAGGAUGAAUUGGCUCUCAACCUUGAUUCGAAUAAUUUAAACAGAUCAAAAUUAGUCAUGGGAGAAUCAAAGCAAUCUUUCAAAGAGGAAAAGUUCAAGACCCAGUUAGAAGAUACGAGGCAUGGUGAACUCAAAAAGAAGUGCAUUGACUGUCUUAUUACUGGUUUGCUUAUCAUGUCAUCCUCACUUUUGUAUGGUGCCUAUGUUUAUUCCUACGAGCGGAUUACUAAAGCUACUGAAUCAUGUACACCAUCAACCCAGGAAUCUUCCUCCUGGUGGACUCCCAAGUCAAUGGUCUUAUUCAAUUCAAAGUUGCAUAUUUUGUGGUGUCAAGUUCAAGUUAUGAGCCGAAUGGCAUUUGGCAUCUUGAUGAUUUUUGCUGUUGCAUAUUUGCUCUUGCAGCGGUCGACCACAACAUCACAGACUAUGCCAGUCACUUUCAUCCUUUUAAUGUUGGGAAUUUUUUGUGGCUAUUGUGGCAAGCUAUGUGUAGAGACAUUGGGUGGGAGUGGUAUUGUGUGGCUCUUAUACUGGGAGAUUAUGUGCUUGCUGCAUUUCUUAUCUCUUUGCUGGACAUCCGCUUUGUUCCGGAUCCUUCAUGGACCAGUCACUCCAUCACAAACAAUGGAGGAGAAUACAAUUCUUCGGUAUUGGAUUCGCAGAGUUCUGUUCUAUGCUGCUAUGCUUGUGUUUCUACCGUUGUUUUGUGGUCUCAUGCCAUUUGCUAGCCUAGGUCAAUGGAAAGAACAUUUUACAUUGAAGGGGUCAGAUUUUAAUGGAUCCGAAUGGUAAAGCACUGCUCGGUCAUGGAAGACCUUUAUGUAUAACAACUCUAUGCCAUACUAUGGGAUGCUUAGCUUGUGGUUAGACAACUAGCCAGUAGCCAAGCACCAUCGGUUUGUAUUUUGCCCACAGCUAGUUCUAUUUAGUUCAUGUUUUGCUAAUUAUUUUCUGCUAUGAUGUGAUAUUUAAAGUAAUGCAAUGACUAUUGUAUUGUAUUGUGAGCACCACCUUCCUUUGCAUUUGCCGCUGGAUUCUUCUUUUAUGAUUUAAGACUCUGUAGGUGAGUCCUUAAAGAAGGAAAUGUAAUUUUUAGGGGUAUGUAUUUAGUUAGAAUGAUUAGCUGUCUUAAUGUAUUUUUCAUUGGCAGUUAAUUAUGAAUUAUAUUUUGAAAA